Molecule: messenger RNA, 4876 nt
Organism: Populus euphratica (Euphrates poplar)
Lineage: Eukaryota; Viridiplantae; Streptophyta; Magnoliopsida; Malpighiales; Salicaceae
Gene: ROS4
Product: Acyl-CoA N-acyltransferase with RING/FYVE/PHD-type zinc finger protein
Exons: 10
Coding region: 697-4824 (1375 amino acids)
Molecular function (GO): acyltransferase activity, transferring groups other than amino-acyl groups
Source: RefSeq, a predicted model, not a curated record
GAGAGAGAGACAGUAUAAGAGAGGGUGUUGUGUACACAUGACAUACAUGCACAUGGUAGUUGUAGAGAGAAAAGGAGAGGAAGAAGGAAAGAGAGAGAGAGAGAUGCAUCUAUUGUAGAAGAGAGCAGCACUGUGGGUUCUCUAAAGCCAUAGAUACCCUUUUCUCUCUUUCUCUUUAGCCAGUUUUGAAACUUGAUGUGGUUAAAAGUAAAACCAUUUUUUAUUGCUCACUCCGUGGUUUAAAUAUUCUGUCUUUAAUGUCAAUCUCACUUUUGAAGAAGACCCAUUAUCAUCUUCAACUUCUCUUCCCUUAUUUCAAUCAAAUUUCUCUGCUUUGCUCCUCUUUGCAUUUUGAUCCCAAGUUGCAUUGUUGAGAUUUUUUCACAAUUGUAGGUUCCCAUGAACUUGGUAUAUGACAUGGUUUUUUCCUUUCCGAUGAACCAUGAAUGUUGAAUGGAGAUGGUGGGUAACAAGCCUUUUUGAAGAUUUUAUUCAGUAUGUGAUUAGUAAGAUUUAUAAUUCUCUAGGAAAUAGGGCAAGAGAGUGAUGAAAAAGUGUAGAUAGGGAAUUUAAAAUAAAGGUUCUUGAGAAAAACAGUUUAUGUAUCUUUUAAAUUUUAAUGGAUGGUUGCAUUUGGCUUGAGAGCAUUUGCGUGGAAAAGUUUGGAGAAUCUAGAAGUUUGGUGAGGCUCUAGUGAUGACCAGUUCAGCAAUUGAUGAUUUUCGGGAUGAUGGCUUUGAGGGGUCACAUCAAGAGCGCUGUAUUUUUGCAGAUAUUUUCUUUGGCAAAGAUACUGGUGGGACAGGUAAGAGGAGUAUUGGUGCUGGAGUUAUUAAUUUAAAGAGCCAGGACUGCAAGAUUGCAGAUCCUUCACUGCAUACUAACAAUGAAUACUCAGCUGUCACUACUCUUUCUUCUCCUAUAAGUUUGUCAAUCGAGGAUUCUGAUGUGAAUGAGAAUUCUAUAGGGGCUACUGCUUCAGGCUGUUUUACAGAAAGAUUUACCUUUGUGGAGGGCACUAGCCAGAAUAAGACUGUCAAGCGAAUGAAGUUUGCAGUUGAUGAACCUUUGGACACUGAACCUGAUACAUUGAAAGUUCUGACUUCGUCCUUACUGCCUAAAGAGAUUGUUAGUGGUACAGCUGCUGCAGAUAUGGAUUCACUGAGCCAAACAGUACUAUUACAUUUAGUUGAAUCAUCCUCACAGGGUGUUGUAUCCACCAGCUAUCUGUUAAAGCAACAUGCAAAAAUAGACAGAAAAGGUGAUGCACGUGAGCCAGAUGUUCUGAAGUGCAGUUUGCCAAACUCAGAUGGUGUUGCUGGCAAAGUUACUGCUUCACCUGUUUCCCAAGAGAGCUAUGCAACAAGGAUAUUGCUUGCAAGACCUGUAGAUGUUGUUGGGAAACCUGGAUCCCCUUUAAAUGCAGAGGAAAGAGCGAAGGCAUUCAAUUCGCCAGGAUUGGAUGUCUCCAUUAUCUCGAAGACAGAUUCUAAGAUGGAUCCUCGUCCUUUCCUCCAAAGUCAUAUCACCCGCUUACUUUCAGCUUUGGGUUGGUGUAUUGGAAAGCGCAAGAGACCCAGUCGAAAAUAUAUGGAGUCUAUUUAUCAAUCACCUGAGGGGAGAUUAAUUCGUGAUUUCCCUAAAGUGUGGAGGCUGUGUGGUCAAAUUUUGUUUGCAAACGGAUACAAGGUGGUGCAGGAAGGCAAUGGUAAGGAAUGGGCUGAUAUAAGUCACUUUUGGUCUGAUCUCUCAGAUACAUUGACUGCUAUUGAGAAAGACAUGGAUAAAUCAGAUCUUGCCAAAGACUUGGCACAUCGGUGGAGUAUUUUAGAUCCCUUUGUUAAUGUUGUGUUCAUUGAUCGGAAGGUUGGUGUACUGAGAAAGGGAUGUAUGGUUAAAGCUGCACAAAGCUUAGUAAAUGAUAGAAAUGUGAAACGUGAAAAUGGCAUUGGAAAGGAGUCUGCUCAGAAAAAUUUGUUGGCUUGGCAUAGUGAUUCUUGUCCGGUCACUAAAAGUGCAUCAACAAUAUGUGAAGGAAGCUGCCAUGACUGUGAUGUACAAUCUGGCAACAGGAUUUUCUCAGAAUGCAGACAUGAAUCAAUGGUGAAAGGUCAGAUAGAUGUAUCUAUACAUAUGAAUGACAGAGAAGGCAUGUGUUCUGAUGGGAUGGGAAAUCAAUCUUGCAGCAUGUGUAAGGACAGGAUAGGCAGUGUGGAUAUGACUGACUGGCUAAUUUGUGGGACAGAUUGCACUUCUGCCCAGUUGUGUAGUUGCCAAUGUAAUGAUUUUCCUGUUACUGCUGGGAACAUUAUAGUGCAUGGGGCGUCAGAAUCUGUUUCCCCUCAUCAAGACAGCAAUUUAGUUGAUCCAGAUGAUGGCACUGGUCAUAUGGACUCCAUCCACCAUGAUGAGCCAACUUCUGCCCAAGUUGUGACUUCAGGAGUUUUAGGAUUCAGUGAAGAGGAGGGUUUACAGUGCAUUCAAGCUUCGAGGUUCAAAACAAGGGAUAAAGCAGCUAUGAAAAAGAUACGUAGAAAGUCCAGAAAAAUAUCAGAAAUCAGAUCAACUACAUUAAGCCAAAGUGAAAAUAUUGAUGUGCUUCGCAAUCCAUUAGAGUCAAACAAAGUUGAAGAGAAGCUUAUCAAAAGAACUAAAAAGAUCUGCAUGAAGUCCUCCCCUUUGGAUAAUUGCCUACAUCAGGUGGUGAAAAAUGGUACAAAAUUAAAGAGUACGCAUGAUAAUAGUUAUGGUCCCAAAUACAAACAAAAGAAAACAACUGGCUGCCAAAUUGAUGAUGACGAUUUGCUGAUUGCAGCCAUUAUCAAGAACAAAGAUUUUAGCCCAGGUGGCACCAGAUCUAUUUCUAAAAAGAAAUCCUGCAUAUUAAGAGCUGGCUCAAAGCGCAAACAGAAAAAGGGCGGCUGCAGGCUACUCCCAAGAAAUCUGGGCAAACUGGGAAAGCAUUAUGUGGGUGGUAAGUGGUCAAGAAUGGGAUCUAGGACGGUUUUGUCAUGGUUGAUAGAUGCUGGGGUCUUGUCUGUAAAAGAUGUAGUCCAGUACCGGAAUCUAAAAGACGAUUUUGUGAUUAAAGAUGGUGUGGUUACCAAGGAUGGCAUCAUGUGUAAGUGCUGCAAUAUGGUGCUUUCGGUUACCAAGUUUAAGAGUCAUGCUGGGUUCAAGCUUAACCGACCAUGUUCAAACCUUUUCAUGGAAUCUGGAAAGCCCUUUACUUUAUGUCAGCUGCAAGCAUGGUCUGCUGAAUACAAGAGCAGGAAAAGUGGUACCCAAGUGGUUCGUGCAGAUGAAGAUGAUAAGAAUGAUGAUUCAUGUGGGCUGUGCGGUGAUGGUGGGGAGUUGAUAUGCUGUGAUAAUUGCCCCUCUACUUUUCAUCAAGCUUGCUUGUGUACAGAGGAUCUUCCUGAAGGCAGUUGGUAUUGCCCGAAUUGCACCUGUUGGAUUUGUGGGGAUCUGGUCAAUGAUAAAGAGGCUUCGAGUUCUGUUGGUGCUUAUAAAUGUUUGCAGUGUGAGCACAAAUAUCAUUGGGCAUGCCAAGAAGGAAAACAAACACACGAAGGACUGGUUUCUGAUGCUUGGUUUUGUAGUGGAAGAUGUCAAGAGGUGUACUGUGGUCUUCAUUCUCGUGUUGGGAUCAAUAACCCAAUAGCUGAUGGCUUUUGUUGGACUCUUCUCAGAUGCAUUCAUGAAGAUCAAAAGGUUCUUUCUGCUCAAAGACUUGCCCUCAAGGCAGAAUGCAACUCAAAAUUAGCUGUUGCUCUUACCAUUAUGGAGGAAUGCUUUCAAUCUAUGGUAGACCCAAGAACAGGCAUAGACAUGAUACCCCAUGCUUUAUACAAUUGGGGGUCAGAUUUUGCUCGUCUAAAUUUCUUUGGGUUUUACACUAUGGUGUUGGAGAAAGAUGAUGUGCUUGUAGCUGCAGCAUCUGUCAGGGUGCAUGGAGUAACAGUUGCAGAGAUGCCCCUCAUUGCAACUUGCAGUAACUACCGCCGGCAGGGGAUGUGUCGACACCUUAUGACUGCUAUUGAAGAGAUGCUAAUUUCCUUCAAGGUGGAAAAGCUUGUUAUAUCCGCCAUCCCAGAUUUAGUUGAGACAUGGACUAAGGGUUUUGGCUUCAUACCGGUGAGUAAAGAUGAAAAGCAAAGUCUGAACAAGAUAAACUUCAUGGUGUUCCCUGGAACAAUAUUGUUGAAAAAACAGUUGUACAAAACAAAAGAAGCAGAUACACAAUCAGACUUGGGUGAUGCAGCACCUUUAACUGAAGUAGAUAUUUUCCCCAUGGAGGAUCAUGUCACCGAGUUGGUGCAGCAAUCCAAUGAGAACCGGUACCUUGAUGAAGUUGGUAUCUCAGCAGAGCUCAAACAUGGUGAAAGCCAGAAUUUGCAAGAAUCUGAACCUAGCAGUGAAAGGCAAGGUAACUACCUUGAUGAAGUUGGUAUCUCAGCAGAGCUCAAACAUGUUGAAAGCCAGAAAUUGCAAGAAUCUGAACCAAGCUGUGAAAGGGAAACUCAUGAUGGUGCUGAAGGACUAGGACGAGCACCACCCAUGGUAACUAACCUUUCGCCUGAAGUAGGGCUCUGUUCUGAUGGAAUGCCCUUUGUCGAGUCUGACAGAAAAUUUUCCCCUAACAAACAUGCUGCUAAAAAGGAAGACAAGAAGACGGAAACCCAAGGUAGUGAUUUGCAGGAACAACUAUCAAAGGCCCUAGGACGAGGCCCAGGUGAAGUGGCCUGCAAUGUUCAAUGUAUUAGUUAUGUUCCUUCUCCGGACACACCAUCACAGCAAAUCUGUGAGUUAAAUGAGAAAUAGAAACAAAAUUGUAAACUAUUUCUUCUCUCGUUGUUGCUCAUCACCUCACACC